CCAGUCAGUCUGCUGGACGAUUCUGACUGUAAUGAAGUGAGUUCCUCUCGAGCGGACUGCGUCUCCACUAUGCAAUAUAUAAACUGAUGGAAAGUCGAUAGACGAGCGCUGUAUAGUACUCCGUUUAUUCGCAGCGCGUCGGCAGUUUAGAACUUCCAGCUGAAGUCAACAUGUAGAGCGCGGCUGGUGCCCAGACAUACCCGACAGACUGGUGCCGCUCAACUGUUAUCGACAUGAUUCCGCCAGCGAACAUGAUUCAGGAGGACACGAUGGGCAAGGAGAACGAACGGGAGCACCGUGAGCCCCAGUCACCCACAUCCAUCAGCCAGCAGGAGUCAAAGCUGCAGAGGCUAAAGCGAUCGCUUUCCUUUAAGACCAAGAGUCUUCGCAGCAAAAGUGCUGAUAAUUUUUUCCAACGGCCGAUCGAGGAUGUGAAGUUUCAAACCGAACUGCUCUCGGAUGUCAGCAGCAGCACAGGUCAUCUGAGCACCAUCGGUGUGUCCGUCUCAGCAUCCCCAGUGAUGUCUCUUCCUCCACCACCCCCUCCGCUGCCCACCGUCAUCCCGGGCAACCUGCCCAUCACAAUUUGUUCUCCAUCCCGCGCCCCGCGCCCGGCGGACCCCAACGCACACACGUUUCUAGAGCACAUCUUCAAGAAGCCCCAUUUCUGUGACGUCUGCAACCACAUGAUUGUAGCUUGCCAAGGGGGAGCAGGCAAGGUGUUUGGCACCAAUGCUAAGCUGGGCCUCCGGUGCAAAGCCUGCAAGAUGGGUAUCCACCACAAGUGCCUGGAUCGAGUCGGACAGCAGAGAUGCAUGGGGAAAUUGCCCAAAGGAUUCCGGAGAUACUCUAGCUCCCCUCUUCUGAUUCAGGAACAGUUUGGCUGCAUUAGGGAGGUGAUGCCUAUCGCCUGUGGCAGUAAGGUUGACCCGGUGUAUGAGACUCUGAGAUUUGGAACCUCUCUGGCACAAAAGACCAAGAGGACAAGUGGAUCGGAGUCACCACAGAGAAACUCUACUAGUGACGUGGCUCAGGUACCAGAAGAAAAGAUGGCCCACAGCUGUCAAGCUCAACUUAAUAGAAAAUCCAGUGACAACGUUUUCACGCCCCUGGAGAAUGGAACAGAAAAUUUUCAUAUUGCCGAAAGGAAAUCAGAAGACUCACCUCCAAACAGAGAGCUGAAGAAGGACCCUCUGCAGCUCAAUACUUAUGUAGCUUUGUUCGAAUUUACCCCACAAGACAACCAAGAUCUAGAAAUCAGACCCGGAGAUCGAAUCAUCCUGGCAGAUGAUUCCAAUGAUGACUGGUGGAAGGGUGUGAUUGAAGAUAGAAUAGGUUUUUUCCCAGCAUCCUUUGCACAUCAGGUGAGGGCGGGUGACAGAGUGUUCAGAUGUAACCGCACCUUUAUUGGCUGUAAGGAGCAAGGGCAGAUCACCCUGAAGGAGGGGCAAAUUUGUGUAAGCGGUGAGGAUGAACACAAUGGCUUCAUCAGAGUAGCGAGCGGCAAAAAGAGAGGAUUCGUGCCCUGUGACGUCCUGGAGAAUGUAUGAAGUGAAAGAACAGAGAGGAGAGUUCGUUUGAAGAAAAGGAAAGGCCCAGGGCGAUGACUUUCCAGCACUGCCUCUGUGACUGUUUGAAUGAUCUGUGGGUCGACCUGUAGGGUGAAAAGACGCUGCAGGGCUCAUCAGGAGGCUCGGAACAGCCCUGUUCUAACCUCCGUCUCCCUCAGUGAUGAAGGAAGAAUGCACAAUGACUCCCAAGAGUAUUUGGACAUCUAAGUUGCACCUAAGAAUGUAUAUAUUUAGUUGCAUUAACUAGCAAAACCAAACCAUCUGCAAACAAAUGCUGCCAGAGCUUUUCUCAGAACUAACGCUACUUUUGUAAGCCAUUUUUUCAACCCAUACUUGCUGAAUGAUAUCCAAUACUGUUUCUUACUAAGUUGAGAUGAUGAAUCCAAACAUAGUGCCUGUUUUCCUCUAGUUUUUUAAAGUUAUCUUUUAAAAAAAAAAGUACUUAUAUUAGGUUAAAAUAAACGCCAUUUGGUUUGAUACUUUGAUAUCUAAUAAUUUUCAUCUCUAGCUUAAUUGUCCAAAUACUUCUUGGGGCCAUUGUUUGUGUGUUUCAUUAACUGCUGAAUGUCAGUGUCUGUAUUUAAUUUAUUGAAUGUUAGUGUAGGGGGUCGUCAACCACAGCACUUUUCACUAUCAACUAUUCAAUAUAGCAUCAAAACUCACAUUGUUUUGAAAUAUCUUUACCGUUAAGACAACAUAUUUAAUACUUCAUAUAUUUCCAUAAAAUCCAAUACAUGUCUAAUGCUACGUAAUAUAUAUGUACUUUUUUAAGCCAUUCUUUCCAAUAAAUGUGCAGUUGUUUUUUGUUCUUUGUGAUACUUCAGGCUUUGACAGUUACUUUAACUUAACUUGCACUCCCAAAAUGUUAUUUUCCACUCAUGCUUCUGAGAACAGAGCAGGAAUGAUCAGAUCUCAGCUGUGUCAGGAUUCUUAAGUGUUUUCAGAUGUUUUUUUCUAAUUCAAAGCAGAUCAUAGACAUUCCUUGAUCAAACACAAUCUCUGGGCUGUGAUAAAAGCAUGGGGACAAGGGAUUCAGCAAACAGAUCUUUUUUGUCUUUAAUAUCCUAGAGUGUUCGGAUGUGUCUCAAACAUAUAUGUGCUACAUGCCAUCUGUUCUAAUGAUCUAUUAUUAAGACUUUUUAAUUUAGAAAAAGAAAAAAAAUGCUAAAUUAAACUAAAUAAAGCAGAUGUAUGUAUUGCUACGGCCGGUAUGACAGAGGAAAAUGAUUACAGUAAGAUUAAAAAGAUUUUUUAAUUAAUGUUUUUAUUAUUAUUUAUUUGAGUCUAGUCAUGGAAGAAUAGGCAUCAUGUAUUGUCCAUUUAUGUGAUACAUAAUCUCUGUCUCUUUAUAAGAUGUCUCAUAUAUAUAAUUUAAAGAAUCUUGUCUGGUCUUUUGAUAUUUUAAUUGAGGCUGGCUUAUUGUACAGCAUUAUGAUAUUGCUGUGUAUAUACUUUAUGUACAGAAUUAAAGUUUAUUUAUUGAUCUA
Puntigrus tetrazona (Sumatra barb) is the source of this 3058-nucleotide messenger RNA. RefSeq names its product SH3 and cysteine rich domain (gene stac). The transcript is spliced from 12 exons. Gene Ontology annotation, molecular function: transmembrane transporter binding. Gene Ontology annotation, cellular component: extrinsic component of cytoplasmic side of plasma membrane. Gene Ontology annotation, biological process: skeletal muscle contraction; positive regulation of voltage-gated calcium channel activity; positive regulation of protein localization to plasma membrane. The coding region runs from base 234 to 1550 and encodes 438 amino acids. The record is from RefSeq and is a predicted model, not a curated record. NCBI's taxonomy places the organism in Eukaryota, Metazoa, Chordata, Actinopteri, Cypriniformes, Cyprinidae.